Messenger RNA from Synchytrium microbalum, 1653 nucleotides. RefSeq lists its product as uncharacterized. The coding region runs from base 1 to 1653 and encodes 550 amino acids. Lineage: Eukaryota; Fungi; Chytridiomycota; Chytridiomycetes; Synchytriales; Synchytriaceae. The transcript is spliced from 3 exons. The record is from RefSeq and is a predicted model, not a curated record.
AUGAGAUUUGUCCGUGCUAAAAUUGGCGAGUUCAACGGAGCUCCAUUCUAUCUCUACACAUGUAAAUCCAACUCGACACACUACCUCAACCAGAACGAUGUAGACACGAUCUUCUUAAAGAGAGCUGAGGGUGUUGCUGCACAUAUAUUGCCAGCAUGGAAGAACGCAUCACGUUACAUGUUCCAAACACCAACAGACACAAUAUUUCUAUCAUUCGAAGCAUUGGCUAACAUCGCAAACAAGCUGCAAGUCAAGGAAUUGCAGUCGCUGGUAAAUUGUAGUAGAGAUGAGAUAUGUAGUGGAAAGGCCAACCCAUCAUUAGUCAAGACGGGCUUGCAAGCAUAUAAACGGGCUAUGGAAAUAGUAGAAGAGGAUUUGGAAGUCAUUGAUACGGAUAUUGAAAAUGUUCAAACAGAGGCGAGUAUCAAUGAUGCCUGUGCUGUACCACAAACUGCAGAGCCUGAUUCUGAUGAAACGCCAUCCGAAUCAUCAGCCACUAAAAGAACCCGUGCAGGUGACGCAGCAGUAGGCGAAGAAGACUCGAAAUCAAAACGUAAACGUCUUUCCAUCAACACCACUGUCGCCAGCCCAAAGGACGACCACAUGACCUCCCCACCAUCAGAAACCAAUCGCAGGAACAGUCGUAAUUCAGCUGGAUUGUCUAUCCAGACCAGCCAAACACUCCCAUCUACCGCUAUUGCUGCUCAGACAUUAGCACAACUAGCUACCGGCAAUUCUGCAGGGGAUUUACCAACCAAUGCGCCAACUCACCAAACUAGCUCAGUUGUAAAACCACCCGUAUCUAUGGCUCCUCCACCACCAACUCGUGCACCAGGCGCAGGAGCUACAACACGACCAGUUAGUAAAUUAGCGCCACGACCAUUACCACCUGUAGGAUCUCAUCCAUCACUCGUUUCACCAAAAACAGAGUUUGGGCAUUCUAUAAAUAGCAACGCUCCCAGCGAUAACAUGGCUCCUCCUCCAAGAUCACCACUCCACAUGCAUCCACCACCAUCCCCAUUAUACGCCAACAGUAAUAGUAGCACCAGCAACCCUCAUAGUCAAUCAGGAGUACCGAUGACACCUACAACAACAACAGCAGCAACAGGGUUCCCUGUCUCUCGCCAAAACUUUAUGUCUAUAUUCGAAACCAUGUAUGACCAGGUUGAAUCUAAUGCUAGACUCAGAGUCACUCUAGAAGAACAAUUACGAUCAUCUGCCCGCUUGCUUGCUACAUUGCAAGCUUCUGGUGCCAUGAUUGAAACGCUUGUCCGAACACAGUUUCGAGAAAUGCAGCUGAUUUAUGGGGAGAGGUUUGGGUCUGCGUUGACCGAUUUGAAUAGGAGGAUGGUGGCUAUUGAACAACUUGUUGGGAUGGAUACUACCGCUGGUGGUAGCAGUAAUGGUACUACUGCUCCUGCUCCCGCCACGACAACCCCAGCUGCUACAACUAGUAAUAAUAAUGUCAUCCGCAUUCCAGUGACUCCAGGCACAGAUGGACCAUUGACUGCUGGAUUAGGUGGAUUGGUUGGCAGUGCAAGCUCGUCUCAUAUGGAAGCUGGUAUUAAGGCCUUGUCGGAACGAUUAGAAACUGCCACGGAAAAGGCAUCGUCGUCGUCAUCGUCAUCUGAAAAAAAGGUUGCCGACGCAUAA